Messenger RNA from Schistocerca gregaria, 1084 nucleotides. RefSeq lists its product as uncharacterized. The record is from RefSeq and is a predicted model, not a curated record. Bases 69 to 956 code for a protein of 295 amino acids. NCBI's taxonomy places the organism in Eukaryota, Metazoa, Arthropoda, Insecta, Orthoptera, Acrididae. The transcript is spliced from 3 exons.
AAAAGCGUGGUUUAUUUUCUCGCGUAUAGAACGAGUUAGCUUGCAGCAAGCUGCCAGUAAAAUAUUAGAUGUGGUCAAAACCGUCUAACCAUUUUGAUUUAAGACUUGAGGAGCAAGAGCUAUUCCACGGCAUUCAAAACAUCAAGCUACGAGGAAUAUGGGAUCCAAGAAGAGCAUGCAACAUCAUCAACGUCGAGCAGGAUGCGAACAUGAGGCAAAUAUUCACCUCUGUCAAUGACCGCAUUUUUUUGAAGUAUCGAUUCAUUCUAUCUCGAGAAUUGAACAUCUGUCCGAGCGUCAGAAUAUACGUGGAUAAUGGGAUGCCUCUGAUAGAUCAGCCACAAAUUGAAUUUAUACACAAUCGUAUGCUUCGAAGUUCUUCUCUUUUCCUAAGUUAUUGUGGCCUUACAAUGAUGCAUAUGCGCCCGAUAUAUUCUGAUCAGAGAAUAUGGGUAUCUGGUCUUAUUAGCUAUAUAUUUGAAAAGGAGGCAUUGCGACCACUGCAGUCAUCGUGCACCCUUAGAUACCACCCAAGAAAUCUCUCAAAUGCUUUGUGUGUUAUGUCAUUUGACUGUCAUCGAAUUGUGGAUUCGUACAACAUUCUCCGUAAUGGCAUCCUUACUUUGACAUACCUGACCAAAAAUAAGAAUCUGACGUUAGGAGUUUCGGCCUCGUGUUUGACGACGUAUAAGCCUUUUUCGAAGUGGGUCGGUGCUUCAAGGCUUUCGAUCGGCGGUUUGUGGACAUUAUCAGAUCGAAACGUGACCGUCAGGGCAUCUGCGCAGAUAAGUCCAGGAAAUCCAAUAGCUAAUCACAGGAUAAGGUUGCUUACCGCAUAUCUCAUUCCGGACGUAGGGGCGAGUUUGUACGCGUACGCGAAGUAUGGAUCGAAAUAUUCGUCGCCUAAGUUUGGAAUAGGGAUUCGAUGGGAGGGAGAUAAUGCUCUUCACGUUUAGUUUGUGAGCGCGGAAGGGUUUGCAGAGGGGGCUCUUGAUGGCUGUCAAACGUUCUAAGACACGUUGUGAUAUUAUUCUUAAGAGAGCUGCAACAUUCUUUGUGAUAUAAAAAAAAUGCGAUAUUUUAA